AUGCGCAACGUUCAUGACCGUAUUCCUUUUAUCCGUGUCCUGCCUCUAUCGGUGGUUUCGAUUAUUUUUGCGCUGCUCCUCGUCAAUGCGUUGGUUUGGACCGGUACCGGCAUUGCAUUGCACACUCAAAGUAGUGGGGCCUUGAUCUCCACCGCCGUCCUUUCGUACACUCUUGGCCUAAGGCAUGCGCUGGAUGCCGACCAUAUAUCUGCGAUCGACCUCAUGACCCGGAGACUCGUCGCGGCUGGCCAACAUCCGGUAACUGUAGGCAUGUUCUUCUCCCUGGGGCACUCGACGAUCGUCAUCAUCACCAGCAUCGUGGUCGCGGCGACUGCCGGUGCGAUCAGUAACAAGUUCGACCAGUUCAGCUCGACAGGUGGGAUCAUCGGUACCUCCGUCUCCGCUGCUUUCCUCCUCGUCCUCGGCAUCGUCAACAUAUAUAUUCUCUACAAGCUUGUCGAACAACUCCGCAAGAUCCUCUCCAGGGCUCCUGAUUCCGAACUGGACGCCUUCUCGUUUGAAGGAGGAGGAUGUCUGUUCUCGAUCUUCAAAGGGAUGUUCAAGCUAAUAGACACCCCCUGGAAGAUGUAUCCGUUGGGCGUGCUUUUCGGGCUGGGAUUCGACACCUCGUCUGAGGUCGCGCUCUUAGGUAUAUCUUCAAUCGAAGCGACGAAGGGGACCAACAUCUGGAUUAUACUGUGCUUUCCUAUCCUGUUUACCGCUGGAAUGUGCCUCCUCGACACGACAGACGGUGCCCUCAUGAUGGCGCUGUAUACCUCUACGGCACGAGCUCGGGAUCCUAUCACCGUGCUAUAUUUCUCCGUCGUCCUUACCGGAAUCACCAUCAUCGCUGCCCUUGCCAUAGGCUUCAUACAACUCUUCACGCUCAUACUCAACACCGCGAACCCUCACGGCGCUUUCUGGGACGGCGUGGCCGCUGCGGGCGAUAACUUUGACAUCAUCGGCGGAGCCAUAAGCGCGUCGUUUGUGCUGUUUGGUGGUAUCAGCGUCCUCUUGUACCGUCCAUGGCGUCGCUACGUCGAACAGCAUCGACCACGGGCUGAUCUCAUGUUGAAUACUCUCGACGAGAAAGCCAACGUCCCGGUCUCGAACGAGAUCGAGCACGGUGGCCCAGGCCCGGGUUCAUCUCCGGAACGAGACGGAACCGAAGACAAGGAAGUGAAAGAGAUUGCGGUUGAUGUUGAAGAGGUGUAA
Molecule: messenger RNA, 1215 nt
Organism: Stereum hirsutum FP-91666 SS1
Lineage: Eukaryota; Fungi; Basidiomycota; Agaricomycetes; Russulales; Stereaceae
Product: high affinity nickel transport protein nic1
Exons: 6
Coding region: 1-1215 (404 amino acids)
Biological process (GO): nickel cation transmembrane transport
Cellular component (GO): plasma membrane
Molecular function (GO): nickel cation transmembrane transporter activity
Source: RefSeq, a predicted model, not a curated record